Malaya genurostris is the source of this 989-nucleotide messenger RNA. Its product is annotated as regucalcin-like. Bases 16 to 945 code for a protein of 309 amino acids. The record is from RefSeq and is a predicted model, not a curated record. NCBI's taxonomy places the organism in Eukaryota, Metazoa, Arthropoda, Insecta, Diptera, Culicidae. Gene Ontology annotation, molecular function: calcium ion binding; gluconolactonase activity. Gene Ontology annotation, biological process: L-ascorbic acid biosynthetic process. The transcript has 4 exons.
ACAGAAAACAUCAAUAUGGCGAGUUACAAAGUGGAGCAAAUUCCAGAUCCUCGGUUGGAUCUUGGUGAGGGUCCUCAUUGGGAUAGUGAAAACCAAUCCUUGUUCUACGUUAACCUGUUUGAAGCUACCAUACAUCGGUUGGAUUACAAGCACAAUAAGGUGUACAGUGCCACUGUUGAGGGCUGUACCUUCGCUUCAUUUGUUAUUCCGGUGAAAGGUAGAAAAAACGAGCUCGUCGUUGGCGACGGCACUCGUUUGGUGCUUGUCAGCUGGAACGGCAUUUCAGGGACGGCUCAAUUGAUUAAGGUAUUGGCUGACCUUGGUGAAAAGGCCGCUGGGCAUCGGUGGAACGAUGGGAAGGUCGAUUCUCGCGGACGAUUGUAUGCUGGAACAAUGAUCAUCGAGGAUGACGGGAAGGAUCCAUUCAAAACGAAUAGCGGAUGCUUUUACAGAUAUGAUGCCAAGACGGCCAGUUUCGUGGAACAAUUUUCCGGAUUGUUUGUCUCCAAUGGGCUUGCCUGGAAUGAUAAAAGCAAACAAUUUUAUUUCGUCGAUUCUGGCACGAAUGACAUUAAACGGUUUGACGUGGAUGCGGCAGGAAAUUUAGUUAACGGGAAAGUAUUUUUUGACUUGAAGAAGAUUGAACAGAAUUCGAUCAAUUUUUUCGACGGCAUGACAAUUGACACGGACGGAAACCUGUAUGUGGCAGUUUUCCAUGGAUCGAAAGUUGUGAAGAUCAAUUCAAAUGGCAAAAUCAUCCAGGAAAUCCAAAUACCAGCGAAACAAGUGACUUCGGUUGCAUUCGGGGGUCCUAAUUUGGAUGAACUUUUCGUAACUACAGCAAAGAAACAAGUUAUCGAACCACAACACCCACCAGCAGGAGCAACGUUCAAAGUUACUGGAUUGGGAACAAGAGGCACUGCCAUGAAUGCUGUUGAACUGUAGAUCAUAGCGACAAAAAUAUAUUCAAAAUAUUUACGAUUAGUCAA